Molecule: messenger RNA, 101 nt
Organism: Pterocles gutturalis (yellow-throated sandgrouse)
Lineage: Eukaryota; Metazoa; Chordata; Aves; Pterocliformes; Pteroclidae
Product: cytochrome c oxidase copper chaperone
Exons: 2
Cellular component (GO): mitochondrial intermembrane space
Molecular function (GO): copper ion binding; copper chaperone activity
Source: RefSeq, a predicted model, not a curated record
GUGGUACAGAUGUUCGCAUCAUUGAGAAGGGGGAAGAAAAUUGUGGGCACCUAAUUGAAGCUCACAAAGAGUGUAUGAGAGCUCUGGGCUUCAAGAUAUGA